GGAGUCCUGAUGAAGGCAGACAUUGAGGGAGAGAUCAGAGUGAAGUGUUACAUGCCAAGCUGCUCAGGUGAGCUUUCUUCUUUAAAGUCUUAAUUUUGAAUGAUGUGCUGUCAGAGGCAAGUACAACCUUAAAUAGGUUCUGAAUCUUCCAUGCCUAACCAUUUUACAUUCUCAAAUUCUCCUUUCUCCUCACUUUCUCCCCCUUUCCUCCUCUUCUCUGAAAACGAACUGUUAUUGGCAGAGAGGUUUGGAACUCUUUCUUAUUGGUUUAUUAAAUAAUUUACUGCUUGGUGAUGUCAACAGGCAGGCCAAAACUCCAUCCCAUCAAAACAGGCUGAAAUUACAGGAGGUCAUUUCAAACAGCUCUUACACUAAAAGGGCGUUAUCAUCAUUUUCACAAUUUCACAGUAUUGUUCCAACCUCAGUGUGGAGAUGUAUAUAAAACUCAGGAAAAUCACGUUUGACUGCACUGGGCCUUUAAAACAUAUCAUUCCCUGCCACAGCAUUAAUUGUCAUAAUGGAUGUUAUUGACCUUUAGUUGUACUCUCAACCUUAUUGUGGAAGAGCACAGUCACAUCUCCCACUGACAUCAAGGCAUUACACACAAGUCUGUGUUAUCUGCUCUUUCCUCUCUGCUCUCAGGCUAUGGGGCAGCUGUUCAUGUGGAUGAGUGCAGCUUCCACCAGGCUGUCAGGCUGGAUGAGUUUGACACCUACAGAAUCCUGAAAUUGUGUCCCAGCCAAGGAGAGGUGCUCAUGGAAUUCACUCAAUCACACACACACACACUACACCAAGACUUGUAUCUCACUGUUACAUAAACAAAUGUAUUCUCUCUCAAAGUUUUUCACACACACUUUUUCGCUCUCUAGCAAAUAGUGAUGACCUGCCCACAGUCCCUCCAUUCCGUAUUUUCCCUUCUAUAGAGAGGGACAGUGGUGGCAGGUACAGAACCCCUCAUCAUUCAGAACACUGUUCAUUCCUUUUGGGUAGAGAACCCUUUACCAGAACCAUCUCAUAUGGUAUAACACACAGAUUUCACUUCCUCUUACUAAUGAUGACAACUGUCAUUUUAACUUCCCCAUUUUACUAACUUGAGUGUUGGGAAAUCAAGUCUUUAAACAUCCCAACCACCACCCUCAACACACACUUGCUCUUUCCUGUAGGUUAUUGAUGUACUUGAAGCUGCGGCGUGACCUGCCCCCAAAGAGGUCAGUCCUCCAAUAACAGGGAAUGCUGAUAUGCAUGUACAUUAUGUUGAGAAUGUAGAGUUUGCAUGUAGCAUAUGUGGUAGUCAUUGAACACUUGAUAAUACUUUAUGAUGUACUUUAUAAUAGUUAAAUGUAGUCUGUCAGUGUGAUUAUCCUUGCCUUCUCUGAUUGGACUGCAACGUAGGUCACUCUUUGUCAAGGAAGCAAUCUCUUCUCUUUUACAGCGCUGCUAUUAAUGUUUAUAUUACAAUACCGGUCCCCAAGGGCUCGCUUAGGUGAGGAGAAACUCCUUUCUCUAUCUCAUGUUCCCUCCAUCCUUCUCCCGGUCUCUCACCAUGUGUACCCCCUCAGUACAUAACAACCUCCCGCUCCUCGCUCUCUCCAUCUCUUCUCACCCUCUUUGUUUUCCAGUCUCUCUCAGGAGUUGAGAAGCCCGGACCAGAGUGCUGAACUGCAGCCAAAAAACAAGGCUGUUCACUGGGAGAAUCUCACUUCCCAGGGGGUGCCCAGCUCUCCGCCCUGUUCAAGGUGACUAAACAUUAUCAGCACAAUAGCAGAUAGCAGGUACUGGUAGUGUGAGGGUAUAAUAGGUCAGUUUCAGUGACGCUGAUGUCAGGAAAUCAGGAAUGUCUUAUCAUUGAGGAAGAAUCAUAUCUCUGCAUACUUGUUUGCUAUAGAUCAGAUAGAUUGUAGAUCAGAUCGUUAGCUAUAGAUCAGGUUCUCAAAAGCCAUUAGCCAUUUGCAGGUCGCAUAGAGCAAUGAGGCAUAUGCAGACAGCAUUAUAUGAUUAACAUACUUCAGUGGAAACUUAGCAAGUGCAAAAUAAUCCUGUUGUUCAAGGUACAUUAUUUGACCCUAAUAGACAUGUAAUAGAUAGACAACUAUGCAAAUGAUUGACCAACAUGCUGAGCACUUCCUCUCUCCCUGUACAUUCAGCUGGAGGUCCCUGGCCUUAGCUCUGCCUCAUUACAGGAAGUAGGACCAGUCAGUCUGAGCUUUGAGCUGCUUAAGUACACCUGCACAGGACUGCAAAUUAGAUUCCUCCGCCUGUCCCCGAUACAGCCUGGACCAUUGUAA
Messenger RNA from Coregonus sp. 'balchen', 2285 nucleotides. The record is from the annotation of a GenBank genome assembly. Lineage: Eukaryota; Metazoa; Chordata; Actinopteri; Salmoniformes; Salmonidae.